UUUGGCCUCAGGAGGAAUACAUCGUGGAAUAUUCUCUGGAGUACGGCUUCCUGCGUCUGUCGCAGAGCACGAGACAGAGACUCAAUAUCCCCGUCAUGGUGGUCACUCUAGAUCCCAUGAAGGACGAGUGUUUCGGAGAUGGCUUCAGUCGUUUCCUGCUCGACGAGUUUUUGGGAUACGACGACAUCCUGAUGUCCAGCGUGAAGGCGCUCGCUGAGAACGAGGAGAACAAAGGGUUCCUGAGAAACGUGGUCUCUGGAGAACAUUACCGCUUCGUCAGCAUGUGGAUGGCCAGAACAUCCUACCUGGCUGCAUUCGUCAUCAUGGUCAUAUUCACUCUGUCGGUGUCCAUGCUGCUCAGAUAUUCUCACCACCAGAUCUUCGUCUUCAUCGUGGACCUUCUUCAGAUGCUGGAGAUGAACAUGACCAUCGCCUUCCCAGCAGCCCCUCUGCUCACCGUCAUCCUGGCCCUCGUCGGCAUGGAGGCCAUCAUGUCUGAGUUCUUCAACGACACGACGACGGCUUUCUACAUCAUCCUCAUCGUCUGGUUGGCCGAUCAGUACGACGCCAUCUGCUGCCACACGAACACCAGCAAGCGCCAUUGGCUGAGGUUCUUCUAUCUGUAUCAUUUUGCCUUCUACGCGUAUCACUACCGCUUCAACGGGCAGUACAGCAGCCUGGCUCUGGUCACUUCCUGGCUCUUCAUCCAGCACUCCAUGAUCUACUUCUUCCACCACUACGAGCUCCCGGCCAUCCUGCAGCAGAUCCGGAUCCAGGAGAUGUUGCUCCAGAACCAGCAGGCGGGUCAGAACAACCAGACGGCUCUGCAGGACAACCUGAACAACAACCUGAACAACAACCAAAAUAAUGCUGCUGCUAAUGCUGCUAACGAUGCUAACGAUGCUAAUGAUGCUGCUGCAGCACCCGAAAACAACACCGACAACCCUCCAGGACCAACUGCUGAUCAACCAGAGACCCCAGCGGACCCCCUCGCCUCCCCUUCCUCCCCAAAUGCAGCAGCUGUGGGAGGAGAGGUGAGGUCCGAAUUGAACUGGGUUUCUCAAACGGCCGCUAUUAUUACUGAAGCUUUGUCUUCUUCUAACCAGCCUGUAGGAGGAGACGAAUUAGAAGCAGCAGCAGGAGGAGGAGGAGGAGGAGGAGGAGCGUUGGAUGUUGUUGAGAUUAAACCCAAAGUGGGAGGAGCCUCACCCGAGUCUGACCCCCCUCUGAAGGAGGAGGAAAAGGAGGAGGAGGCGCCCCCCCUCCCCAAAACUGACUGUCCCCCCCCUCAUAGUGCCGGUACAGACUGCAGAGCAGAGAGUCCGUCCUGAGAGGAAAACAAAACCCAGUCCUCAGGCUCUCAGGAUCAGGAGCCAUUUUAUUAUUUUAAAAACAUCUGAUGGAUUAGUUCCCAACCUGAGGCCACACAGGAAGUGAAUUUUAGUUAAUUUCUCCUCUUCAAAUUAAAAAGAAAGGAAAUGUUUUGGUUAAACUGCUUCUAGGAAACAUGAAUCUGAGCGUCAUCUGCAUUUAAAGUGAUUUAUUUUAGGAAGGAAGCCAAAACAACGGGAAGGUUUCCAAUGAGUGAAACAUGAUUGAUUGAUUAAUUAUUAAUCAGUAAUUGAUUAAUAACUGAUCAGUAAUUGAUGAUCGGAUAAAUGAUUGAUAAGUUGUUGAUCAGCCCUGAUUCUGACAGACUGAAGCACAAACCUGAUUUCUGUUUCAAUCUGCUUUAAUUUUGAAGAAAAGACUCUUUGAGAGCAGGAAGUGGACGGAUGCCUUAUCAAUGAUCCUUCAGAGACGCUCAGCAGCGGAGCCAGCUGAUUGGUUGUGCAAUAUGACACCGUCAUACCUCAGGCUCCGCCUCCUACCUUCAAUGUGAUUCGUUCUGGUGGUGCGUUCAGGUUCCCCUCGUCAGCUUGUAAAUGUCAAUCUGUUUGCUUCUGUCGUCACGUCGUCACAGCUUAAGGCAAAUACACACAACUCCUGUGGUUCAGUCUUGGGUCCCUGAACGCACCAUGAGCUGGGGUACCUGAACGCACAGCAGGCUGUUGUGAAGGAGGCGGAGCCUGCAGUGUGACAUCACAGGAACUGAACAAAGUGAUGUGGGGGGGGUAUUUUUCUUCUUCGUGCCUCUGCUGGAUGACUGUAGCCUCGUUAGCUGAUCUGAAGCCUGAAACUCAUCAAACUGUAUUUAACUGUCCAGUAAACCAGUGCAGCUGUUUGCACACAGAC
Molecule: messenger RNA, 2235 nt
Organism: Gymnodraco acuticeps
Lineage: Eukaryota; Metazoa; Chordata; Actinopteri; Perciformes; Bathydraconidae
Gene: tmem259
Product: transmembrane protein 259
Biological process (GO): response to endoplasmic reticulum stress; positive regulation of ERAD pathway
Cellular component (GO): endoplasmic reticulum
Source: RefSeq, a predicted model, not a curated record